CGGUUCACGCGCUCAGUGGAAGAUGCGGAGUCCGACUCAGCGCGUUUCACGCACGGUGUCUGAGCACGGCGAGCCAGAGGGCACGUUACGUAAGCGCGCAGCCGCCACAGCAGGCAUUUAAACCGUGAGUGUGCGAAGCUGCCACGACUGAAAGUUUUCCUCCAGCGGGAGCGGCAGCACCUCCACCUCCAGCCCGCACUCUUCGUCUCCUCUCUCAUCUCUCACCUUCCUCUUCGUCACCAUGUCCUCCCGCAACAACGGUGCGCGCUUCGACGAGGCCCGGAGGGUGGCGAUAUUCGGCGGAACGCACGGCAACGAGAUGUCCGGCGUGACGCUCGUGAACCUGUGGGUGAAGAACGGCGCCGAGAUCCAGAGGAAGAUGGUGGAAGCCAAACCCUUCAUCACCAACCCGCGGGCCGUGGAGAAAUGCACCCGGUACGUGGACACGGACCUGAACCGAGCCUUCACCCCGGAGAACCUCAGUGCCCCCGGAGGAGGUGAUUUGCCCUACGAGGUGCAGAGAGCCCAGGAGAUCAACAGGAUAUUUGGACCCAAAGGAAGCCCGGAGGCCUACGAUGUCAUCUUUGACCUCCACAACACAACCUCCAACAUGGGCUGCACCCUGAUCCUGGAAAGCUCCAAAGACCACUUCAUUCUGCAGAUGAUGAACUACAUCAAGAAAGCCAUCGCUCCAGCGAGUUGUCUUGUUCUGCUGAAUGAACAUCCUCUUCUAAAGUAUUCCACUUCACGCUCUGUGGCCAAGCACCCUGUUGGUCUGGAGGUGGGUCCUCAGCCUCAAGGUGUAUUGAGGAGUAACAUCUUUGAAGCUAUGAGGGUGAUACUGAAACAUGCCCUGGACUUCAUCGAACUGUUUAAUGAAGGAAUGGAGUUCCCUCCCUGCACGGUGGAAGUUUUCCGGGUCUUAGAGAGGAUCGACUACCCCAGAGAUGCCAAUGGGAACAUCAUUGCCAUGGUGCACCCCAAUCUGCAGGACGGUGACUGGGAGCCGCUGAACGCCGGUGACCCGAUGUUCCAAACGUUUGACGGGAAGACCAUCCACUACCAGGGCUCCGGCACCGUCUAUCCCACUUUUAUUAACGAAGCAGCCUAUUAUGAAAAACAACAGGCCUUCGUGACCACCAGACGAGAAACCUUGGUAUCGAGUGCCACCAGAAAAGCAUGAAAACUGCUGUCUGUGCUCGUGAACACAUGUGGUAGCCAUGGCAACAAACUGUGUGUAGAUUUUGCACUUUGUUCUGUUAGCAACUGACAGACUUUUCCUCACUUAAUGACUAGAUGCCAACGUUUACGCACUGAUUUCAUUUCUUCAUGCAUUUACUAUCAUAAAAAACAAUUUACUAUGCAAAGAGAACCUGUGGAGGCUUUGCAAAGAGUCACUGUGAACGUCUUCGAUCUGAAGACUGGUGUAUUGUUGUGGUUAGUGUUUAUGAUACGGUUCUUAUUUCAGAAUAUAUUUACAUUACAUCAGCUACGUUUUGUAUGAUAUUAAAGACCAGGUCUAAUCACUGAUGAAUUAUGAAUCUUUACACAACACUUUAAGUUUCCUACUACUGCUCAGGAAGGCCAACAAGGAUCAUAACCUGCAACCUUUGACCCCAAACUGUCGUUGUUUGUCUUCUUCUGAAAAUAUAUUUGUAACAUCUGUCGGAGGGUGUUUGUGGCCUUUGAUACUACCUACCUGUAACUCUAGUGGUUGCAUCUGUGGUGCUGUCCUAUCACUGCCUUAAUGGAGAUUUCUGAGAAAAUUGCACAACAAAUUAAGAGUGGAAUUUGUAGAUUAUUCGUGUUGGAUAACAAAAAUAUACUUUUGAUAAGAAACGGUACAUGUCCUGUUCCUCUAUACAAAAUGGGAUGCAGUUUUAAAAGUGUUUUAUAGUAAUAUAUUUGUGUGUAAUUUGAUAUACUUGUACUGUAUAUUUGUUUUAAGUGAUCUUUAGACUCGUUGAAUCGUGGUAUGCAUAUGUACUUUCUAAUGUCUUAACGUCAUUGUUGUCUCAAAGUGUGUCGCUGUUGUCUUAACGGUAAUUCAUUUUCAUCAGCAAUAUUUUUUUGGUAGCACAAUUUAUAUGAUUAGUCCACCUCACUGUCCUUGAAAUCCUGUGGAAAAUGAUCCGAUCAAUAAAUAUAGUACUGUGCUA
Platichthys flesus (European flounder) is the source of this 2159-nucleotide messenger RNA. RefSeq names its product aspartoacylase (gene aspa). The coding region runs from base 242 to 1183 and encodes 313 amino acids. Gene Ontology annotation, molecular function: hydrolase activity, acting on ester bonds; hydrolase activity, acting on carbon-nitrogen (but not peptide) bonds, in linear amides. Lineage: Eukaryota; Metazoa; Chordata; Actinopteri; Pleuronectiformes; Pleuronectidae. The transcript is spliced from 6 exons. The record is from RefSeq and is a predicted model, not a curated record.